Molecule: messenger RNA, 1095 nt
Organism: Trichosporon asahii var. asahii CBS 2479
Lineage: Eukaryota; Fungi; Basidiomycota; Tremellomycetes; Trichosporonales; Trichosporonaceae
Exons: 4
Coding region: 1-1095 (364 amino acids)
Source: RefSeq, a predicted model, not a curated record
AUGCCGCAUCAAGUAGACGAAGAGGACCUUGCAGAGGUCUGGGUGCUUGUCAAUGAGCUCACAGAGCAACUGGCGAACAAUCGGGCCCUCGUGCAGCAGCUGAAGGCGCGCACCGAGAAUGUCAAAGGGCAAGCGGUGCAUGUCGGUGCUGGCUUCCCUCUCCGCCGGUUCAACCUCGACAUCAGUGACGAGGAAUUUCAGACGGAGCUCGAGGCGUUCGCAUCGCACCUGGUGCUGGAGAACCAGACGUUGCAGCACGAGAACAAGCAGCUGAACACCCUGCUGAAGGAGUAUGAGCAGACGCUUGAGACGGUGAUGGGCAAGUUCCGUGGCGUUGCUCAUCACGAUCUUGCGUUGCAUAGCUACUACUCCCAGCUGCUGCAGAGCCUGCAGACGGCACACUCGACAGCCCAGCUUCAUGACGAUACUUCUCUCUCCCUGCUUCUCACUCGUCUUUCGACUCUUCUGCGUUCCGCCCUCCGUACAUCCAAUGGCGAGGAAGUCGAUGGCGACCUCCUCGACAGCUUGACGCUAGAGGAGCCUCGCGCGAGUGGUCCGGCGUCGACGAGUCCAGCGAUAUCCGUCUCCCCGCAGAGCUCACCAACACGGUCACCCGAGCGUGGAUCAGCAGGUGCGACAAGCUCAGGAGGCACCGGCUCUGGCGGUGCUACGUCCAGCAGUCGUCGGCGCAGAGGCGAGUUUGGCUUCGUUCCGGGCUCUUCAGGCGGCUACUUCGGAACCGAAGGACAGGGCGACUGGGCUCUGGAGCGCGAGAUGGAGAUUCAACGUCUCGAGGAGGAGAACCGAGCACUGCGCGAGAUGCUCGGCAUUGCGACGGACGCGCCGCCAAGCCCUCCGCCACAGCAGCACUCUCCCAUCAUCGGGGAAGACCGUCGUCUAUCGGCACUGACGAUCGACGAGCUCGAAGCCGACGCCGAGAAGGAGGAAGCGGAGAAGGAGCGCCUCGGCGAUGCGCCGGAAGAGACAGAGGAGAAGGCCGAAGUCGACGAGAGCGUGCUCGGCAUUCGCGCGCAGGCGGACCAGGCACCACCGCCCGAGAACGUGUUCGACGAGACAGAGGGCGAGAUCGCUUAG